GUAAUUUCGCAGAAGAUAUAAAUAUCGUCGACGAGGGAAACGCGGCAUGGCUGAGCCGCGCUUGCCUAGACGGCCAACGCUUCUCAACUUAUCCUUGGACAAGUUCGACUUGAAUCUAUACACGUUACCUCGGAGAGGACAGUCAAACCAAGCAAGAGUUGAUGUCGCACCAAAGGGAACUCGUCAGCUUCGUCUUGGAAUGAGCUUCUUUCGUUGCGUUUUGUCAUUCGUUCAUUUUGUCUUCUUCGGAGUUCAACGUAAAGGCGGGCACAGAGGUGAUAUUUUUAGUCCCUUAAACUCCCUCAACAAACACUGUAGGCUACUGCAGUGUUGGUAAGGAUGGCCUUUCAAUCGGCCUUCUUACCAAUAUUGGUCUUGGGACUGAUGACUAGUUUGGUGCGUUGUGCCCCCUUCACUGGCAGGCUGAAUGGCACGGUGGAACGACGCUGGGAGACACUGUACUCGCGGUCCUUGGCUCGGAUCCCUGGGGAGAAAAGAGAGAUAAACCGGGACAGCGACUAUCUUAUGGGCAUUAAACGGCUACGACGCCUUUAUUGCAAUGUAGGAAUUGGGUUUCACAUUCAAGUUUCACCCGAUGGGAGAAUAACAGGGGUGCACAAUGAAAACCGUUACAGUCUCCUUGAGAUAUCUCCAGUAGAGAGAGGAGUUGUGACAAUCUUUGGCGUCCAACGCGGUCUAUUCGUGGCCAUGAACAGCAAAGGGAAGCUGUACGGAUCUGUUCAUUACAACAACGACUGCAAAUUCAAAGAAACUCUCCUGGCAAAUAAUUACAAUGCUUACGAAUCGGUGGCAUACCCGACGAUGUACAUUGGACUAAGCAAGACCGGUAAAACAAAAAGAGGAAACCGAGUGUCACCAGCCAUGACGGUGACGCAUUUCUUGCCAAGAAUCUGAGUCACUCAGAAAUAGACUUAACCUCAAUAAGGUGGGGUGAGGUGGACUCAAAACGAUGCACUUUCAACUGGAGUUUUAUGCAAGGCUAAGUGUAUCAUCCUGUUUAAAUUGUAUGUAUACUGUUUAUUUAUUAUGUCAAACAAUUUUGUAUUUGGGGGAAACAGGUCCUCGCUUCAGGGGGAAUUUCGGAAAUCAACACAUUUAUUUAUGUUUUUAAUUUAUCAGAAGUCUGCUGCUAUUAAGUUUUUGGGUAAGUGAGAUUCCUUUUUUUAACCUUUAUUUAACUAGGCAACUCAGUUAAGAACAAAUUGUUUUUUUCAAUGACGGCCUAGGAACAGUGAGUUAACUGCCUUGUUCAGGGGCAGAACAACAGAUUUGUACCAUGUCAGCUCAGGGAUUCGAUCCAGCAACCUUUCGGUUACUGGCCAAAUGCUCUAACCACUAGGCUACGCUGCUGCCCCUUUGCUCUGUCGCUGUAGAAUAUUUUGUCUAUAAACAGUGCAAAGAAAACAAUAAUUCAACCAAGGGAGGCAGGGUAGCUUAGUGGUUAGAGCGUUGGGCUACUAACCGAAAGGUUGCAAGUUCAAAUCCCCGUGCUGACAAGGUAGAAAUCUGUUGUUCUACCCCUGAACAAUGCAGUUAACCCACUGUUCCAAGGCUGUCAUUGAAAAUAAGAAUUUGUUCUUAACUGACUUGCCUAAGUAAAAAAAGGAUCCUUUUAUAUUAUUUUUCUUCUAUGGAAAUAAGUCUUAGACCGAAGUUCAAACAAGUGAAAUUAUAUCAAAUUAUUGGUUUUAGAAGCAGAAGCAAUUGUCCAAUGGCAGGACUCUUUGUAUGGCUUUGGAGUCUAAUUGAAACAGUAUCAGCUUACUACUGGUUACAGAAAGAGCCACGUUGAAGUCCUACCCUCUCAAAUCUGUUUUUAGCUCUGCCAGGGGGUUGAACUUUGAACUUUUCUGCAGUCAAUCUUUGUCAGAUCUAUAAGACUCUGGAUAGAGAGAGGCAUCUUCUUGACAUUGUAUAAGCAGAGAAUUUGAGAGUUUAAAGGCAAGGUCAGUGUGCUGACACACAAGGCAGAAACCAUAGCCAUGGCUCUUUAACAUACAGCUUUUAUGAUGGGAAGUAAAAAAAUCAAAGUCCUCUGCAGUAUGUAGGAUAUAUGGCUCUCAAAAGGAUUCAUUGAAAUCAUCACAAGUUCAGCAUCAGAGCUCCUCACUGAGUGCAAAAAAAGAAGGCAAGAUAAUGUAAGGAUUGUAAAAGGUUAUGUUUUCCCCCAGUUGGUACACCGAAAAGCUAUACAUAAUUUUUUGGGGAGACAUGUAUUGCCUCCCAUUUCUUCCCAUUGCCCCACUUUCCUUGUUAUCUAUCAUCUACCUCACAUAAUCAACCC
This is a messenger RNA of Salmo salar (Atlantic salmon), 2305 nucleotides long. RefSeq names its product fibroblast growth factor 4B. NCBI's taxonomy places the organism in Eukaryota, Metazoa, Chordata, Actinopteri, Salmoniformes, Salmonidae. Gene Ontology annotation, molecular function: growth factor activity. The record is from RefSeq and is a predicted model, not a curated record.